CCUGAGAGCAGAGCCCCGGGUGUCACUGUGCCGCACUCACCUGCAGAGCCCCGCUCCCGCACGCUGUUCUGCAACCCGUCUCCUAAACGCGCUGCGCACCCGCAUCACGCUCUGGCCAUGUCUCGGCUGCUACACGGUGCCGUCGGAGAAUGGUGCGACUUGAAGGAGUUGCCUACAGAUCCGGGACUGCUGGGCAGAGACUACCUGCUGGAUGGCACAGACCCCAGAGCCUGGCUGUCCGCCUCCUCCCUGCAGAGCCACACGGACUACCUGCUGCACGUACAGAGCAGGGCGCACAAAGUCAGGGACCUGUGCAAGAUGAAGGAGCUGCGGGAGGAGGACGACGACGAGGAGGAAGACGAGGACGAAGAGAGGCUGUGCAGGCAACGUGCCCCCUCUAGCAAGGGCACCAACGGGGUGCAGAAGCAAAGGAGGCUUGCGGCCAACGCCAGGGAGAGGAGGAGGAUGCACGGGCUCAACCACGCCUUUGACCAGCUCCGAAAUGUCAUCCCCUCCUUCAACAACGACAAGAAACUGUCCAAGUACGAGACCCUUCAGAUGGCCCAGAUCUACAUCAACGCCCUGUCCGAUCUGCUGCAGGCGCCCCCCGAGCAUCCCCAGCCGUGCCCGUCCUACCCUUUGCACCCCGCAGGUGAGACUAGGAGGUUCAACGGAGACUUUUCCCUACAGCUGGACCCGCUCAACUAUUCCUUCCAAGAAGGGGUCACUCAGAAAGCGCUGUCUCCUACAUCGUCUACGUCUUCCCAGGGAGCGAUGGAAUCUGCAGAAGACAGCAAAACCUCUCCACGAUCGCACAGGAGUGAUGGCGAGUUCUCCCCCCACUCACAUUACAGCGACUCCGAUGAGGCCAGUUAGAUUCCCGUGUGCGGAAAGACCUAGUGGACAUGAACUCAGAAACCCACAGGGUGACACCUGUGUGACUCUCACCUGUCAUCAGGACAUUCUUCUGUCACCAUCAGCAAGUCGGUGUCAGGUUCUCUCUGACAAGUUCUUCCAACUCUUCGAACUCUUAUAGACUUGAGAAGAAAAGUGUCAAGAGAGCUCCUGGAAAGCAUCAUUCUAGUCAACACAAUUCACUUCUAGACAGUGUCAAGAGCAGAAGCCACCAAAAAAAAAACCAGUUACAACCAAUGACUUUGGGGUGCCCUACAACUUCCUAGAUUGCCAUUAACUCCUGCCACUCAGACCCAGACUCCCAUCUGCAGCUCACCUGGUGGUAAAGGGGUUAACCUUUUAUAGCCUAGUAGGUUAAGGAGAUAUGUCUUUUAUAUGUAUAACCCAGAACUCUGCCAAGUUAGAUGAUGUCUUUCAUAGUGAUCUGUACCCUAAUUAGUCCAAGUAGUCCAUAUUUUCUGUAUGUCAGACAAUGUCUUCCACCAAAUCCUAACGUCUUCCAAGAUGAAAACUGUCUUAAAACUGAGAGAAAUGAUGUAUGUAAAUAAUGUUUAACUGCCUUCCUGUGUAUAUAUAAUGGAGAAAUGCUAGUUUUUUAUACUAAAUAAGCCCCUAAUUUGCGUUCUGCAAAACUGCACUUUAAAGCCACUGAUGGCAAAAAAACACAA
This is a messenger RNA of Spea bombifrons (plains spadefoot toad), 1583 nucleotides long. RefSeq names its product atonal bHLH transcription factor 1 (gene ATOH1). NCBI's taxonomy places the organism in Eukaryota, Metazoa, Chordata, Amphibia, Anura, Pelobatidae. Gene Ontology annotation, molecular function: protein dimerization activity. The transcript has a single exon. Bases 118 to 876 code for a protein of 252 amino acids. The record is from RefSeq and is a predicted model, not a curated record.